CUCAAAUGCUUGGCUUGUCCUACCUUUAAAUACAUCUUCCCCUACUAGAUAGUUAUGACUCUUGACGCCUUUUUUUACUAGGGACUAAUGUGGAUAGUACAUGCCUCCUUUUCAUUUUUUGCCAAUGAACCUGCCUAAACAUCAUACAAGGGCCACUACCACCAUGCCGCUUCUUCCAACCGAAGCAGAUGCUUCUUUUCCCACAACCCCUGGCAUAAGUAAACGAAAGAGAGAUCCAGUCCCAACAGAAGUUAUCACUCCAUCAACAGAUAAGCUCAGUCCUUCUUCCAUUCACUAUCUGAACACGCAUUUUUGUAUAGACUAUCCUGGGCUUUCCAGAGAUAAUGAUAGUGGAGAAACUCUGGUUCGCCCCCGAUAUCUUUCCAAGAAACACCGACUUUUUCAACAAUCAUCCACUCGUCACAAACAGUCACUUUCGGAUAAUCUUUCUCAUUUGUUACACCAAGCAAAGAUUUCAUCUCCAGCCUUAGUUACCCCUACAGCCUCAAAGACAUAUUCUCCGCCAGUAUCUCCUAAAACCGUUUCAUCUAGCCUAUAUCAACAUCAGCAAAGUGUCUGUGUGUCUGCAGGAUGCCUACGCCCAUGCCACAUUUGUCACCGGAGACCAACAACCCGUGAAUUUAUUGAUGCAUAUGCGGAUUGUGACUUGUGCGGCCAAAGGAGCUGCUACAUCUGUCUCCGCUAUUGCGACGCCACCAAGUGCACCGGAUUGAUAAUGCUGUGUGAAAACUCACUCAGUAACCUGCAAUUGGAUUUCAAUGAUAACAGAUCACACCCAAAACAACCUCGGAAGAUUUGCUCCACAUGUGCCGUCGAAGGUGUGACUGAAUCAGGUACAGAAGUGAUACGAUGUCUUGAAUGUGUGCGAGGCUCCCCUCUUCAAUAACAGGGUGCUCUUCCACACUUUCGGGAACACUGCGACCGCCAACAUUAUGUGGACAUCAAGAUGGGCCUUCGCUGCAAUAUUUAUAGGAUGGAAUCUGCCCGAACACACCAGGCGCCCAGAGGACAUUGAAGUGUGGUCCUUAUGUAUCAUUUGCAGUCUGCAAGUACAACAGUGUCUAAGCCAUGCUGGUGGCCAAUUGAACUGCCGCAUAACAUAGUCUCGGCCGGUCAUCCUACAUCAACAUUGUCAACAAGAGAUUCCGCAUCCCUUCAAAAUUACAAGCCUGGACAAAGUGCACAUACUGGUGACGGCGAUAAUAGGCAUUAUAAUUUACAUGGGAUUAAUGGGAUCACUACUUAGUAUAUUGCAACCUUUACUAUGCAGGCUACUAUAAAGUACUGAAAUAGCGUGUGGAUGACAACGUCUCAUUAUUCAGCUUGCUG
Molecule: messenger RNA, 1350 nt
Organism: Aspergillus heteromorphus CBS 117.55
Lineage: Eukaryota; Fungi; Ascomycota; Eurotiomycetes; Eurotiales; Aspergillaceae
Exons: 2
Coding region: 164-907 (247 amino acids)
Source: RefSeq, a predicted model, not a curated record